Molecule: messenger RNA, 2724 nt
Organism: Fopius arisanus
Lineage: Eukaryota; Metazoa; Arthropoda; Insecta; Hymenoptera; Braconidae
Gene: nan
Product: transient receptor potential cation channel subfamily V member nanchung
Exons: 15
Coding region: 1-2661 (886 amino acids)
Biological process (GO): calcium ion import across plasma membrane
Cellular component (GO): plasma membrane
Molecular function (GO): calcium channel activity; protein binding
Source: RefSeq, a predicted model, not a curated record
AUGGGAAAUACUGAGAGCAAUGUCACAAGUGGAGUAAAAAAACAGACAGACACUUCCUCCAUAUUAUUGUACAAAUUAGUCGACUUGAAAGGUGGUGGACUGCUGGUUGACAUGAUGAAGAGGGCAACGCAAACAAAACAGUAUGCAGAACUGGAUCAUGCGAUAAGGACCAAGGUCGAGCCUUUUCUGUACAAUAAAGGAAAGGGCAAGUGGAUUCCAAUUUCCAAGCUAGUCCUCCUCAGAAAUAAAGAGCGACCGCGACAUAAAAUGCUCCCGGUGCUAAAGGCAAUGGAAAACCCCGCGGACUACGACGUGGACGUGGACAUGAAGGACGACAUCAUCGACGAGACUAAAAUCGAUAAGAGCAAAUACAGACUGAUCUGCUGGAAUUUGAGUGAUCGUGGAGCUGUUGGUGAGACGAUUCUCCAUCUGUGCAUGCUCAACGCCACAGCACUCCAUGCCGAUCUGGCAAAACGACUAUUACGCUUCUACCCAAAUCUCAUCAACGAUAUUUAUCUCAGCGACGAAUAUUACGGUGAAAAUGUUCUCCACAUAGCGAUCGUCAACGAGGAUCCAGCGAUGGUAAAAUAUCUAUUGGACAGUGGUGCGGAUGUUGAUGAACGUUGUUUCGGUAAUUUCAUGUGUCCAGAGGAUCAAAAGGCAUCUAGAACAGACAGUCUCGAUCAUGAAUGGCCUUGUGUCACGCCUGAAACCAAUUACGACGGAUACGUGUACUGGGGUGAAUAUCCGUUGAGUUUUGCUGCUUGUCUGGGUCAAGAGGAGUGCUACCGCCUGAUGCUGGCCAGAGGUGCUGAUCCAGACAAACAAGAUACCAAUGGCAACACUGUCCUGCACAUGCUCGUCAUCUACUCCAAAUUGAAUACUUUCGAUAUGGCGUAUGAGGUCGGCGCUUCCUUAUCGAUUCGCAACAAUCAACACUUAACGCCUCUGACGCUUUCUGCUCGACUAGCAAGAAUCGAAAUGUUCUUUCACAUUAUGAAUAUCGAGAGGGAAAUUUAUUGGCAGAUUGGGAGCAUCACUUGCGCUGCCUAUCCUCUCUCGCAGUUUGAUACCAUUGAUGUCAAUAAUGGAACGAUCAAUAACAAUUCAGCCCUGAAUUUAGUGGUUUUUGGGGAAACGGAGGAGCAUCUGGAGUUGAUGGACGGUGUCCUUGUGGAUCUGUUGAAUGCCAAGUGGAAUACAUUCAUCAAAUCGCGAUUUUAUCGGCAAUUUUUCCUCUUCUGUUUUUACUUCGUCUUAUCUCUGAUAAGCUUCGUACUUCGGCCGGGACCGUCUUCAACCGAUUCAUCUACCAAUUCUACAAGACCCACUUCGAGUUCUGAUAUCACUACCUCGAGUGGAGGACUUUCCGCAACUUUAAUGACUACCCAUGUUUCCAAGAAUCAGGGAUUAGGUCAGCUGUCCCGAGUUAUACGACAAGUAGCAAUCACUCUGGCCACUAAUUUCUUCACCAACAAUGCAACACCAGCGAGUGUCGAGAGUUUUAUCUCAAGAAUUUCGGAUAACAUCACGAUGUCGUUGAAGGAGGUCUUGAAUUCAGAUUAUGAUAAGUCUCUUCUAGACGAGAGUCUGGUGGAACUCGACGGGAGAAGAAAUGAGAGUGUCUACGAGCAGGUGACACCCUCAGCUUUUAUCAUGGAUGCUGCUCUCAAUGAGGAGUGGUGGGAGGACUUGACGGAAGUUUGCAGACUGAUGCAGCUGGACUCGUCAACCGCAAAAAUAAGACUGACGGCGGAGGUUUUCAUGGAGCUCGGGGCAAUGCUUUACAUCCUGGCAGCUCUCCGGGAGGCGAGAUUCCUAGGGCUCAACAUGUUCAUCGAGAACCUCAUGACAGCACCAUCCCGUGUCAUGUUCCUCUUCUCCUGCUGCAUCCUCAUGUCAUUUCCCUUUCUGCGUCUUGCCUGUGCAGACAAAGUCGAGGACAUGCUGGCAGUUGUCGUCAUGCUGACAACAGCCCCAUACUUUCUGUUCUUCUGUCGGGGAUUCAAAACUGUUGGGCCUUUCGUCGUUAUGAUUUACCGGAUGAUCAUGGGAGAUCUUCUCCGAUUUGUCACGAUUUAUCUGGUGUUCGUCAUGGGAUUCUCUCAAGCCUACUAUAUAAUUUUCCUAUCCUUCGACAAUCCCCAAACCCCCGAGGGAGUAGACGACACGACGAGCAAUCCCAUGCCAUCACCAAUGGAGAGUAUAAUGGCGAUGUUUCUGAUGAGUAUGACGAAUUUCGGUGACUACUACGGGGCAUUCGAGAGAACCGAUCACGAGAUGGAGGCCAAGUGUCUCUUCGUGGUGUACAUGGCUAUUGUAGCUAUACUCCUGGUUAAUAUGUUGAUCGCCAUGAUGGGAAAUACCUAUCAGAAAAUCGCAGAGACUCGGAAUGAGUGGCAGCGACAAUGGGCGAGGAUCGUUCUUGUCGUGGAGAGAGGUGUUGCUCCAGCAGAGAGACUCAAGAAACUCAUGGAUUAUUCACAGCCCAUGUCUGAUGGUCGCAGGGCACUUGUGCUUCGAUUACAUCAAUCUGAGGAGGACAAAGAGGACAUGAAGGAGAUUCUGGAGAUGAAACGAACGCACGAGAGACUCUACAAAAAACGAAUGGCCAGAGUGAAGAAAGAGCGCGAACAUAUCAUCAUCGAGAGUGUUAAAUGAAUAUUUAUCGUCAAUUACAUUCUGUAACCAAAAUUGUUAUCGAUAAAUAAACAAUCUUUUCUA